Messenger RNA from Fusarium falciforme, 4323 nucleotides. RefSeq lists its product as hypothetical. Gene Ontology annotation, cellular component: membrane. The record is from RefSeq and is a predicted model, not a curated record. Bases 1 to 4323 code for a protein of 1440 amino acids. The transcript has 9 exons. Gene Ontology annotation, biological process: transmembrane transport. NCBI's taxonomy places the organism in Eukaryota, Fungi, Ascomycota, Sordariomycetes, Hypocreales, Nectriaceae. Gene Ontology annotation, molecular function: ATP hydrolysis activity; ABC-type transporter activity; ATP binding.
AUGCGCCCAUUCUUGUCGCCAAUGUUGCUCGCAAAUUCCAAUCAUGGUCCAGGAUUUCAUGCGGGCGAGCGUGAAUCGGGCCACAAUUCACACGUUAUCGUUAGUCAGGAGGCAGAGGAGGCCAUUGCCGAAUUGCACAACACAAUCACGAAUGAUUCUGACCCUAGGAUUUCUGAGCUAGGAAAGUACUUGCGCAAUGACCAGCAGUCCAGAAUCAGGGCUUUCCCACUCAGCGUCUGCUUCAAGUCGGUGUCAGCCUAUGGCCAACCGGGAGGGAUAGCGCGGGUGAAAACUCUCAGGCAUGCGAUCUGGAGAACAUUGACUUUCCAGGAUGCCUAUGAGUGGACUUUCAAGAGAGUGAUAUCUCCCGACAGGGUAGAAAAAGGUCAGGCUCUGAUUCGCGACUUUUCAGGAGUCGUUCGGAGUGGGGAGAUGAUGCUUGUUCUCGGAAACCCUGGCGCUGGAUGUAGCACUUUCUUGCGCAUAAUUGGAAACGACCACUCCUCAUUCCUCGGCGUCAAGGGACACAUUGCCUACUCUGGCCUCUCCCCUGACGAGGUCCAGAAGCGAUUCCGCGGUGCAGUCUCAUAUGUGCCAGAGGAUGACAUCCACCUGCCAACUCUCACUGGUCGCCAGACAUUAGAAUUCGCCCUCCAGAAUAAGACCCCUAAGAAAUGCUCUGACCAGAUCCCCCGGUUUCUGGACGAAUUUGGGAGAGCUUUUGGGAUGACUCAAUCGAUGGACACGCUCGUCGGCAAUGAGUACAUCAGAGGUAUCUCGGGCGGCGAGAGGAAGCGCAUUUCAAUCUUGGAAUCGUUGGCAUCCGGUGCCUCGGUCCAAGCCUGGGAUGGCUCAACCCGCGGUCUUGACGCCUCUUCCGCUCUUGAUUACAUCAAGUCUCUCCGUCUCAUGACCGACGCUUGCCAGCGAGCAACAAUCGUUUCCUUGUAUCAAGCAUCUGAUACCAUCUUCGGCCUCAUGGACAAGGUCAUGCUCAUCGACCAAGGGAGGAUGCUCUAUCAAGGCCCUGCGAAGACGGCUGAGGCCUACUUUAAUGCCCUCGGCUACAACCGUCUUCCCCGACAAACCAUGAGCGACUUUCUCACAAGUAUUGCAUCCGGACAAGUGAGUAGCCUUCGCGUUAGAAAUAACUCGAGCGUACCCAAGUCUGCUCUGGGCCUUGAGCAGGCGUUCAGGGCCAGCCAGGCGUUCAAGGAUGUUCAAGAUGACAUCCAUCGGUAUGAAAGUGAGUUUGAGGAGCACCAGUCUAGCUCCCAGACCGGUGUCGAAGGGCCUUCACGAACGUCUAAAGCCUUGAAACACCACACUAGCCUGCAGAAGUCGAAGUAUGUUGUGACCACGUCUUCUUACAACACAUCUUUCUUUCGGCAAGUUCUCUGGUGUGCUCGGAGGGAAUUCUGGCAAUUAAACGGACACCGAGCACCCCUCAUUUCCAAGCUUGUGUGCGUUUUUGUCUGCGCAUUUCUGCUCUCCUCGAUGUUCUACAACAUGCCAGACGAUACAGAUGGCGUCUUCUCCAGGGGUGGAUUCUGCUUCUAUGCUGCGGGAUUGGUUGCCUGGUUCCAGUUGGGGGAGCUGGACAACGCUUUCUCUGGCAGAGAUGUCGUCAGUCGACAAAAACGAUAUGCUAUGGUUCGACCAAGUGCCGUGGUCGCUGGGAAAACGCUGAUGGAUAUCCUCAUCGUUUUCAUCCAAACAGCAGUCUUUUCGCUGAUAUCUUAUUUUCUCAGCGGAUUGAGGUCAGAUGCGGGGUCAUUUUUUGCAUUCCUGAGCUCCAUCUUCCUCUGUACCAUGGCAUUCACGGCAUGCUUUCGCGUCUUUGGGGCGGCGUCUGCUCAUCUUGAAGUUGCCCUCAGAUACUGUGGCCUCUUUUCACUUAUUACCAUGGCAUGUGGAGGCUAUCUGAGACCGAUUGACCGCUUGGUGUCAGAUGUGCCAUGGGUUGGGUGGCUUGGAUACCUGACGCCAGCGUUCUACACCUUCGAGAUCUUGAUGGUGGUCGAGUUCCGUGGCCGCGAAUUCCCUUGUGGCAAGGCCUCUAUCAUCCCUGCUGGCCCAGCUUACAACGAUACGUCCUACCAAGUUUGCGCUUACAGAGGCAUUUCCCCCGGACAACUGAGCUUGAAUGGAGAUGAUUACGUCAAGGACGAAUUCGGUUUCAGCUUCGACAACGUUGGUCGUAACUAUGGCAUCCUGAUACUAUUCCUUGUUGCUCCUUGCCUCCUCAACAUGUGGCUGGUUGAGAACGUGGAUUGGGUCAGUGGACAAACCCAAGCCCUCGAGUCCGCUCACGAUGUCAAAGCACCUCUCUCGUCCCAAAAAUGCGACGAAGAAAGUACAGAUGAGCGCAGAGUACAAGAGAGAGAAAAGCCGGACAUGACUACGCGACAAGCGAACGGCUCUUUCCGGGGGUCUGGCAUGGCAUUUUCUUGGCGCAAUAUCAACUACAGUGUCCGACAGCACAACAAAGACAAGCAGCUUUUGAGGAAUGUGUCCGGGUUUUGCAGGCCAGGAACUCUCACUGCUCUUGUUGGAAGUUCCGGAGCCGGCAAAAGCACCCUGAUGACUGUCCUGUCUCAACAGGCCGCGGGAGAUGUGUCGGGCGAAAUAAAGGUUGAUAAUGACGAAAUUGACCCCUCGUUUGGACGCCGGAUCGGGUUCUGCCAGCAAAUGGACAUUCACCUCGAGACAAGUACAGUGCGCGAGGCUUUUGAGUUCUCCGCACUCUUGAGGCAGAAUUCGAAGAUCAGCAGAGAGGACAAGAUCACAUAUGUUUCCAAGAUUCUAGACAUUCUUGAAAUGUCCGAAUUACAAAACAUACUGAUCAGGUCGCUCUCGCUCGAACAGAAGAAGCGGACAACAAUUGGUGUAGAGCUCUGCGCCAACCCAGAUCUCCUACUGUUUCUGGAUGAGCCAACAAGCGGUCUAGAUGGCCAAGGAGCAAUGAGCAUCGUCAGAUUGCUUCGGCGUCUGGCAGAUAGCGGUCAAACGAUUCUAUGUACAAUUCACCAGGCCAGUCAAGAGCAAUUCGAGCUUUUUGACCGUGUGCUUGCCCUCGACCGAGGCGGUCAAGUUUAUUAUUUCGGAGACAUUGGCGUUAACGGCAGGGCAGUCAUAGAUUAUUUUACCAGACACGGCGUGACAGUCGAGCCAGACAAGAACGUGGCUGACCUCUUAAUAGAGGUCACUGCCCGAAAGUCAAGGGAUGCAGAGCACGACUGGUGCCAGAUUUGGCAGGAUUCGGAUGAGGUUGCCGUGGUCCUGAGAACGAUUGACACUAUCACUACCGCCGUGCGACAAGCUCCUAGAGAACAGGGCCCAUCAGUGCCGCACGACCAGUACGCCUCACCGACAUACCAGCAAAUACUCUUCUUGACGAAAAGAACGUUGUUGCAAUACUGGCGCACCCCGGAUUACAUUUACUCGCGACUUUACUGCUCCUUCGCCCACUCGCUCCUGAAUGGGUUGAUUUUCCUGAGACUGGGCAACACGCGGGCCGAUAUGCAGUACCGGAUCUUCUCAUGCUUCCUGAUCUUGAUGAUCAUACCCGAGUUCAUCAAUGCAUGCGCAAUGAUGUUUGAUGACAACAGGAGCGUGUGGCUCGGGCGGGAAUACCCGGGCCGAAUUUACGGCUGGGUCGCCUUCACAACAGCGAAUGUCAUCGCCGAGAUUCCUUAUGCCCUUGCCGGAGGAGUGCUCUUUUACGUCUUGUUCUACUUCAUCGUGGGCCUCCCGCUUGGGGAGCCGGCAGGAUACACAUUCCUUAUGAUGAUGAUGUUUCAUCUCUUCUCGACUUCAUGGGGCCAGUGGAUCGUAGCGCUAAGCACUGAUAAACGCAUGGCUGCCAAUAUAAUGCCGUUCUUUGUCGUUAUGUGCGAGUUUUUCAACGGUGUCCUACAGCCGAAGGAGCUCAUGCCUGUUGUGUGGCGCUACACGAUGUACUACAUUGGGCCGUUCACCUACUGGAUCUCAGGGAUUGUGGCAAUGAUUCUCGGCAGAGUCUCUGUCAGAUGCCUCGACUCAGAGUUGAUCCGCUUUGAAGUGCCUCCCAACACAACAUGCGGCGAGUAUGCCAAUGCCUGGCUUUCGGGCAGUAAAGGGUACUUGGAAAACCCUUCAGCUUUUGGCGAUUGUGGCUACUGCCAGUAUGCCGCCGGUGAGGACUAUUUAGAUUCUAUUGGUCUUGACAAGGCUGUUGGUUGGCCUUAUCUGGGCAUCUUUGCUCUCUUUACGGUUACGAACUAUGGCUUGGUAUAUUUGUUCGUGUAUGUUAGAUCGGCUAGAGGUUGGCUACCUUGGUAG